AUGAGUUCUUUUUCAGCUAAUCAACUACAAUUUGAAAAAAAGGAUAACACGGUGAACGUUGGUGGCACAGCCUUCCAAUUCUCAGAAUUCAGGGAUUCUCCAAAUUUAUUUACUGAAUAUUUUUUUGGGGAAAAUGAAUCAAGAAAAGGAACAUCGUUUACCAUGUGCAUAGAUCGAGAUCCUCAGAUCUUCACGAUUAUCGCAAGGUAUCUUAGAGGCUACACUAUCUUUCCACUAUCCCCGACAAAUCUUCCAUGUGGAAUGUCCUUUGAAUUGUUUCGUCAAAAUCUUAUGGCCGAUAUUCACUUUUACAAACUUCCAGCUCUAAAGAAACAAACAUUACCUAUCUGCGCCUUUUUCAAAAGUCCGUUUAAUGAAGAUUGGCGGUUAGAUAUUACUUUAAGUUUGGCAAAACCGAAAGAUCUAACACUCGAUAAAGAAAUAGUUCUAUCAAUACACAGAGAUGGAUAUUCAAUCGUUCAAUUUCAUGCGACUGAUGUUCUUUGGGAUUUGGUUUCACCACAACAAUCAUUCUUUCAGUUUACACAACAAGCUGAUAUAUUCACCCUACGUCAAAUUUCUAAAACAUUUCGACCAAUGUAUGAUGAUAAUGCUUUAUUCUAUGGAUGCGAAACUGGACCAUCUUUAUAUAAUAUUGAUGAUGUUGAUAUGCCAGGAAAGGAUGUAUAUCAUAAUAUCUUUGACAAAAGUAGAGAAUUGGUUAGACCAAUGAUAGGAAAGUGUAUUCGUGUUUACUUGUCAAGAGCCAUUUUUUCCUUGAGGAUUCCUGAUGUUCCGGUAUAUGGUGGAAUGACCAUCAUACCUAUGUGGGGUAGUGGGAAUACUCAACUUUAUCACUUAUCACGAACUGUUGGACUA
Racocetra persica is the source of this 879-nucleotide messenger RNA. The record is from the annotation of a GenBank genome assembly. NCBI's taxonomy places the organism in Eukaryota, Fungi, Glomeromycota, Glomeromycetes, Diversisporales, Gigasporaceae.